Messenger RNA from Centropristis striata (black sea bass), 1697 nucleotides. RefSeq lists its product as uncharacterized. The record is from RefSeq and is a predicted model, not a curated record. Gene Ontology annotation, molecular function: protein binding. NCBI's taxonomy places the organism in Eukaryota, Metazoa, Chordata, Actinopteri, Perciformes, Serranidae. Bases 254 to 1510 code for a protein of 418 amino acids. The transcript has 11 exons. Gene Ontology annotation, biological process: cell division.
AAUACGUUUAAAUGGCGAUGUAACAACUUAUGACAGCAUACAUGCCCUCUUUGCUGUGAUUUCGUUAAAAAAAGGUUAUGUGAGAGCCGUUCAUGUUAUGUCCACUACCUCUUUCCGUAGCAGACACCCAGCCGCUGCUUCGAGCAUGCGCAAUGCACUCCUUUAGCUUUACACGCGUGUAAGAUUCAUACUUUGGGAAAAGUCUCUUUUGAAGACAUAAACUGUUAAAAUUUAAGGCCUAUUUUCCAGCAACAUGGGAGGACAGGCAAAGGGCAAAAAGAAAAGCAAGCCGAAGAGAAAAGACAAUCGCCUAAACAGAGAUGCAGGACCUGUGGCAUUGUCUCCUCAAGACAGGAUGAAGCUAAGAAUGCACGAAAAAGCAAAGAAGAAGACAUCUGAGAAAUACUCUGUGCAACAACUAUUAGAAAAGACAGAGGAAUACAUGGACAGUUUUGACUUUGAGAUGGCUGGCCUUUUCUGUCAACGAGCCCUGGAUGUGGAUUCCAGCAACCUGCAAGCUCUAGACAUGCAGGGACACAUCUGCUCUGAACUAGGGGACACACAGAAGGCUAAAGGAGCUUUUCUGCGUGCAGUGGAGCUGAGCCCAGAUGUAGGCCACAGUAAGUACAUGUACCUGGGACAAAUCCACACAGGCCAGGAAGCCGUGGAGUACUACACUAAAGGAAUACAAGUCCUGCUGUCUGUAUUGGAAAAACAAGCAGAAACCACACAGGCUCAGGCUGGAGCUGCUGCCCCACCAGAUGAGAACACGGAGCUCCCCACAGGAAAGGAUGUUUGUGUAGCCUACUGCUCCGUGGCAGAGAUUUAUCUCACAGACCUCUGCAUGGAAGAGGGAGCUGCAGACAAGUGCAGAGGGUUCAUUGAGAGAGCAUUACAGUAUCACCAUGACAACCCUGAGGCUCUUCAGCUCAUGGCAAGUUACCUGUUCAGUACAGAGAGAAACCAGGAAGGCAAAGAAUACCUGUUGAAGAGUGUUGGGUUAUGGCUACCUGCCCAGAAACAGAGUGAAGCUUCUUGCAGCGCAGAAGAAGACAUGCAGAAUGAGAUCCCUCCGUACGAGUCUCGUGUCACCACGGCCAAACUGCUCAUCGAGUCUGAGGAAUACGAGAUGGCGGUGGAUGUGUUGGAGGGUCUUCUGGAGGAAGAUGAUGAAGUCAUCCAGGUGUGGUAUCUCUCCGGCUGGGUGUGCUUCCUCCAGUUUGAAAAAGCAAAGGAGCAUCAAGAAAGAGAGGGAAGAGAAGUAACGGAGGAGCAGACGGAGGAGUGGAAGGCAUUGACGGAGGCGGCCAGAUCGUAUCUCACCAAUGCUAAGAAGCUGUACAGUAAGCUGCGAUGUGAUGACCAGCCGAUGCUGGAGCAUGUGGAGCAGCUGCUAGGCGAUCUGGGAGGAGAGCUGGAGGGAGACGAGGGAGAGCCGGUCCUGGAUGAAGACUAUGAACCCUGUAGUGAUGAAGAUGAGGACGAAGCAGAGGCACCCAUGGAACACUGACCACAACCUUGCUCAUACUCUGAAUCCCCCCCCAAUCAUGCUUUCCCUCUAGUCAAAAUGCUUGAGUGCACUCUCUGACGUGCCUUUUGUACCGGUUAUCCUUUCACACCAGUUUAUCAAAGAUGAAUUUUUGAAAAUCAAGUGAGAUGCACAAAAAGAGUGGCAUUAAAAGCUGCAGUCUACUCAA